Hypanus sabinus (Atlantic stingray) is the source of this 2541-nucleotide messenger RNA. It is a transcript of the gene rmdn1, whose product is annotated as regulator of microtubule dynamics 1. The record is from RefSeq and is a predicted model, not a curated record. Gene Ontology annotation, molecular function: microtubule binding. Gene Ontology annotation, cellular component: cytoplasm; mitotic spindle pole; spindle microtubule. Lineage: Eukaryota; Metazoa; Chordata; Chondrichthyes; Myliobatiformes; Dasyatidae. The transcript has 11 exons. Bases 179 to 1204 code for a protein of 341 amino acids.
GUCUGAUCCGGUACUUCCUGCGGCGCAAUGCUGGCUGAUCCGCAGGGCGGACCCUCGACACCGUCCGGGUUUCAGUUCCCGGAUUCGUCUGCGACUGAAUGUUUCUGACCAAGACCUACAGUCUUCGCAAGCACCACCGGAUGUUUCAGUUCUGGACGGUGUGUGCUUCGGCCGGGAGAUGUCUCUGUAUCCUCGGAAGCGACGAAAGCGAGGGUGGCCGGCCGGGCGGUCGGCGGCGUUGCGGGAGCGGGGCGGAGAGGAGAGGAUGGCGGCGGUAGGCUGGCUGGGUGUCACUCGCUCCAUGUUCAAAGCCGCAGGGAGCAGCCGAAGAUGCAAUUGGAGAGUAGGUUUUCUUGGCUUCACUGGGUCCAAGUUAAAAGCUAAGGUUCAGGAAGGUGCCUUAAAUUUAGGAAGAGGAUUCACUCUGAUGUUACUGGCCUUCCUAGGUUAUAAGACAUACAAAAAUAUUCCACGAGCAUUAUUAGUUUAUGCUAAUCAAACAGUGGAAGAGAUAAUAGACCAGGCUGACUAUCUUUAUGGGACUGGAGAGGUGACUAAGCUUUAUCACCUUCUUAUCGAACACAAGAACAGUAUGAAUGGCGAGCUUCUCUGGCGCCUUGCUCGAGCAUCACGUGACUUGGCUCACUUAGAAAGUACUUCUGUGGAAAAGAAGCAGCAACUAACUUAUGAAGCCUUGGAGUUUGCCAAAAAGUCUCUAGAAAUAAAUGAACAGAGCUUUGCAGCUCAUAAGUGGUACGCGAUAUGUAUCAGUGAUGUUGGAGACUACGAGGGUAUCAAGGCAAAAAUAGCAAAUGCUUAUGUCAUUAAAACACACUUUCAGAAAGCCAUUGAACUUAAUCCCAAAGAUGCAACAUCAAUUCAUUUAAUGGGACUAUGGUGUUUCACAUUUGCUGAAAUGCCCUGGAUCCAGCAGAAAAUAGCGGCUGCAUUCUUUGCCACCCCACCAAGCUCCACUUAUGAAGAGGCUCUCCAGUAUUUUGACAAAGCUGAAGAAGCUGAACCAAAUUUCUACAGUAAAAACUUACUAAUGUUGGGGAAAACCUGCAUGAAAUUAAAAAACAAGAAGUUGGCUUUGUUGUGGUUGACCAAAGCAAGGGACUACCCCGCACGAAAUGAAGAGGACAAGCAGGUUCAAAAGGAAGCCAUUGAAUUACUUAAAUCACUGCUGGAGUCAAGGACUUAGCUGAAGUCACUCUUGCACAUUAAAAUAGUCUCCAGCCAGUCACUAUGUGAUGAAAUUAAUUUUGAAGUUAAUUGAUUUCUCAAACGUCAAUGAAAAUUAUUUUUAUUAGUUUAAUCACAAAGGAAUUUACACAAUUGUACAGCCCUGAUACAUCAUUAACCAAAUAAAUACUCAUAUUUGUGUACCUUUUAGUGCUGCAAAUUUGUGAAUAGUGGUGCAAGUAAAUAACUCAACUACCCAAAAAAGAAGCAAACCAUCAUAGUUGAAGUGUUUAACUUCAACUGCGGGAUGGUGCCAGUGCAUUCAUUAACUCCUAAAAAUAUAACUUUUCUCUUGCAAUGCAGGGAAGGUCUUAUAAUAGUAAGUCUUUGCAGAAAAAUUCUACAAAAUCCCAAAAUAACAUACAAGCUGAAUCACCAGCAGGUCUAUUAACAGUUAAUCCAUUCUAUAUUCAUCAGUAGUUUGUAUUUAAUCAAAGCAUUGUGUGGUCUAUAGCCACUUGGGUAACAGGAUAGCAAGUUUUCCACUUUCAACUAAAAACAUGAAAAACUUUAAUAAUAAAAGUAGGUGCCUAUUUUAUUAAACUUUGUUUGGACAUAAUUACAAAUAAAAGUUUUUCAAGCUCCUGACAGAUUGAAGUUUCAGUGGUAAUCUUGAUGCUUUGUUGCAAAUACUAGCUAAUUGAUAUGCAGAAGUGGUCAGUUGCUAAACUGUUUUUUGGGUGGGGGAAAUAUAAUAAAAAGCAGUAGCAAAAACUGACCAAACUCGAGCUUUUACAAAACUUUUACAAAUUAAAAACUUUAAUGGAAUUUACAACGUUUAAAUUUAAAGCAUUACAAAUGUUACAUUUCAAAUGUCUCUAUCUCCCCAGUCACUGCAAGGAAGCACAGCGUGUUAGAAGUUGCAGUUCAAUAUAAUUCACAAUUUUUUAAAUAUAUUUUUGUUACAUGUCAUUAAGUAAAUGCCCUCAAUACUGGUGAAACUAUUUUAAAUGUAUUAUUACAUGUUUUUGAAAUUUUUGAAUUUAAAAAAUAAAUCACUUGAUAUUUCUCAGAGGUUGAAGGCCUAUUAGAAAUUAUAUUUCAAAGCCAGAAAAAGAGAUGCAUAAUAUAAUUUAUACACACAGAACGUAUACCAUUGCAAUGGGAAAACUAAUUAUACAACAUUCCUUACAAAUGUGCAAAACUUAAUUGACUUUUUAUUCCUGAUUGAUAAAUGUAACUGUUCUAAAAGACUGAACAUAAAAGCAGCAGAGGUAAUAUUUUGCAUAAUUACACUGUGAAAAUUGUCCACAUUAGCUUUUUGUAUAUAAAAUAACAUUAGUAUUUGGGAUACUA